This is a messenger RNA of Tigriopus californicus, 11423 nucleotides long. RefSeq lists its product as uncharacterized. Gene Ontology annotation, biological process: interstrand cross-link repair; double-strand break repair via homologous recombination. The transcript has 33 exons. The record is from RefSeq and is a predicted model, not a curated record. Gene Ontology annotation, molecular function: double-stranded DNA binding; single-stranded DNA binding. Lineage: Eukaryota; Metazoa; Arthropoda; Copepoda; Harpacticoida; Harpacticidae. The coding region runs from base 189 to 11144 and encodes 3651 amino acids.
UGUUUUGAAGCUGGAACAUGCAGUUGGUAAAAACAUAGGUGGAGAACGCAGAAGUCCUUCGACCUUGUCGACGGGAGAAAAUUCGACCAAAGCUCUUUCUUGCCACAGAACGGGGAAUUAUGAGCUAGGCCUUUUUGUGUAAGUGUGAGAUUGCUUUGAUUGGGAAUUGGUGAACCGCAAACUCCAAUAUGGCUGAAGGAAGGAGAAAACUGGAGCAGGACUCUCAAAUUGUAUCAGUUGGACUGGCGGCUUGCGAGAAACAUCCAGAUGGUGUUGAAAUCAACCCGAAAAAUGUGUCCCGUCGCAGGGCCUCGCCUCAAUGGAAGGGUCACUUUGACAAGCUCUCUGACAAAUGGGGGACCAUCAGCUCAGCCUCAAGUUCUGUGGCAGGAUCUCUACCAACCUCACCAAUUCCAUACCAUCUUUGGGGGGAUCUGGAGAAGCAGAAAGAGCAAGGUGGAUAUCCAUGGACUCAUCUAAGUCACAAUCAAGAGGAGGAGGUGUGGAUAGAUCCUCUGAAACUUCCCAGAGACAUAUCCGCGGCCACCAUACGAAGGAGAGAUAAGAGCAUCCCAAGGGAAUGGUUUCAUCUACCAGAGGGAGCAGAGCCUCCUUCAGUGGAGGAGCUUCUCCGAGAGUCGUCGUCAGAUGAUGAUAAUGUUGAUGAUACUCAAGGCGCUCAACGAGCCAAAUCUCCACCUUUGUGUGGACGGGGUAGAAGCAAGUCCCGAGAGCGAAAGCUGAACAAGCAUAAACUGUCAUCACAGGCACAAGACCUUCAAGCCGAGUAUGAGAUAGUGCACCCAGUACCACCCCAAGAUAAUCCAUUCGCCUCUGAAUCUUCGCUGAAAGGGUUAUCGAGUCCAUUCACAACUUACAAUGCAUUGCCUAGUCAUGAUCAGACAUCUACCAAUGCAGAAAUUUCCAGGAUUAAUCAGGAGGCAAACGAUCCCCACGUCCACCUUAAACAAGAAAUCGUUAUCAAUAAAGAGGCUGAAGAUGACUCUGACUCGACAGGAUGUUUUCCUCUCACAAGGCGGUCAAGAUCACGAAGUAAAUCAAAAGAAAAGAAAACUGGAAAAAGAUCAACCAGUAGACAUCAGAGCGAAAACGCCUACGCCUUACCACCACGGACGGACGUUCCUGGGCGUGAGGGUCAAAUAUCCCCGCCAGAGGUGAAUCGAGAUAAGAAACCAACUCCAAAGUCAAUCAAAACUAAACAUCAAGGCGGUAAAUCUAAUAGCUCUCGUGAUGAAGGCUACGAGCCAGUCGGGCAAAGGAGAACAGGCUUUGAAGGCACCAGUAGUUUGGUUAAAUUGGAUACGCGGGAAGGAACCAAUCCAUUCCUCAUUGAAGACAACAGUCCAAACAUAACCAAAGAGUACGAGGAUGUCCAACCCUUUGGCCCCCCACUUCUAAACAAUGGACAGAGCCGAUCACCUCAGCAACAACGUAGCAAAGAACGAUUAGAGCAGAUAAUGAUUGAAGAGGAACUGAAAAUGAAGAAACUCACUAAUAACACCACGCCAAGUUCAAGAGACGUGCCUCUAAGUAAUACAAACAACGUGGAAACGAAUCUAAAAAUCGACCAAGCUUCGAAUCCAUUUGAAAUACCUGAAGAGGCGAAUGUUGCAAUUGGAACAUCUUCUGAAAUGGGAAAUGCCAGUCCAGCCAAAAUUGACCGAGCCAAAGAAGAGUCGGAUCAACAUGAAAAAGAGGUUGCUAAGCAGAAAGCGAAGCAAAUUGCAAAAUUAAAAGAGAAACAAACCAAAGAAGAAGAAAAAAAAAGGGAAAAGAAUGCCAAGGAAGCAAAAUCAAGAAAAGAGAAGGAAGAACAACCGCAAAGGGAAAAACGCGAUAAAGAGGAAAAGCUCCAAAAAAUAAGGGAAGGAAAACUGCAAAAGGAAAAGGAAGAGAGGGAGGAAAAACUUAGAAAAGAGGAAGAAAUCUUGGAAGAAAAGUUGCGCAAAGAACAAUUGGUUAUCGAUGAAAGACUACGUAAGGAAGAGGCCAAAGAGGAGAAGCGACAAAAAGAAAGAGAUGUCAAGGAGGAAAAAUUACGAAGGGAAAGAGAAUCCAAAGAAGAGAAACAACGCAAGGAGAAGGAGAUCAAGGAGAAAAAAGAAAGUCAAUCUCAAGAACCCACAAGGCAAAAGGAGAAAGAGGCCAAUGGCAAAGUGAGCAAGAAUGAAUUGGAAAGAGAACAAAGCAAUACGACACUACAUGACCAUAAUAUUGCGCCACCAGAGGUAGGGAAUGGACUCUCAAAGCAUGAUCAAAAACCAAAUGCAACGGAUGAUACUGACAACAAAAAAUCCAUGGAGUCAUCCAAAGUCAAGCAAGAAUCAAACUCCCAAACAACAAAUCUAAACGAAGAAAGAUAUUCAGAAGCUAUUCCUAAAAACGACGAAGACCUGAAUCCAUUUGGCGAUGAUAGGAAAGCAAAAUAUCAAGACAAAUCCAAAACAGAGGAGCCUUCGACAUUGCAGAACCCUUUUGAGGAAGGUGUCUUUCCUACAAAUGAGCCGUUGCACAUUGACAAAAACGAUUGGGAUCUGAUCAAGCAAGAGCUAUUCCACGAAGAUGGUGAUGCACAGGAAAUCAUAUUCACACCAUUUGAAAAGGAUGAUGAGACACCAAUGGAUGUCAACAGACUUGAAAAACAGGCUCAAGAUCAAAUAGCAGAACUUUUUCAAAGUAACACUUUGGAGAAGAAAAAACGGAAAGAAGGUGAUGCUUUAUCCAAACAGAAUGACGAAUAUGAGGACGUCGCAGAAUUAAGUGCAGAAGAGUUGAAAAAGAAACAACAAGAAGAUGAGGCCUCAAGGCAACAGAGAUUGAAGGCUCAGUACCUGAAGGAGCAAGAAGAACUCAAAGCAAAGAAGGAUGCAAAACGAAAGAACAAGAGGAGGGAUAAAUCACAAGACAGUAAGCUUUCAUUCUCCUUCUUUAGCUCCUCAUCAUCCCAAAAAGGUGGGGAUGAUGAUGAAAUGGAAGGUCUUGUGAAACCAUCCCAUUCAUCAAGAUAUUCUUUGGAGACAAACGGCUCUGAAAUGCUUGACUCACAUUCACGAAUUUCCAAAAAAGAGCGAGCUAAAUUGGAAAAAGAAGCCCAAAAGGAAAAAAAGAGGAUUGAGAAACUGGAGAAGGAACAGCAGAAAAUUGAAAAGAAAGAAAUGGAGGAGAAAAGCAAGCAAGAUCAGCUGAUAAAACAAGCUGAAUUGGCCAAGCUGGCAAAAGAACAGAAAGAAGAACAGAAGAGGAAAAAGCAAGAAGAGAAAGAACACAGAAAAAAUGCUCAAGAAGAAAAGGACAAAAAACAGACAGAAUUGGCUAAGCUUGCAUUGCAACAGAAAGAAGACGAAAAAAAGAAAAAAGAGGAAGAAAAGGAAAGAAAAGAAAAAGGAAAGAGAGAAAAAGAGAUGAAGCAAGCGGAAUUGGCCAAACUAGCUUUAGAGCAAAAGCAGGAGGCUAAACGCAGGAAAGAGCAAGAUAAAGAAAGUAAAGAGCAGGCACAAAAAGAGCAUGAAAUGAGGCAAGCAGAGUUGGCCAAGCUUGCGCUUGAGCAAAAGGAAGAGGAAAAGAGGAGGAAGUUGGAAGAAAAGGAGACCAAAGAUAAUGCAAAGAAGGACCAAGAAAUGAGGCAGGCAGAAUUGGCCAGGCUCGCCUUUGAGCAGAAAGAAGAAGAAAAGAGAAGAAAGUUAGAAGAGAAAGAGAAUAAAGAUCUUAUGAAAAAGGAAGAGGAGAAAAGACAGGCAGAAUUAGCUAAGAUUGCCCUUGAACAAAAAGCAGAGGAAAGAAGAAGAAAAUUAGAAGAAAAGGAGGACAAAAAUCGGACAAAGAAGGAACAAGAAAAGAAGCAAGAAGAAUUGGCGAGGCUAGCUCUUGAACAAAAGGAAGAGCAAAGGAAAAAGAAAUUGGAAGGAAAAGAGGAAAAAGAUCGCAUGAAAAUGGAAGAGAAAAGAAGACAAGAAGAAUUGGCAAAGCUUGCACUUGAGGAAGAAGAAGGAGAAAAUAGACAGAAGGUGGAAGAAAAUGAGGUUAAAGAUCGCAUAAAAAAGGAAGAAGGCAAAUUGGACAUGGCAUCUAGUCAACAAAAGAAAAAAACCAAUCUGGAUCCACACUCGCAGAAAUGUAGAGAAACACAUUUACUAACUCAAGAUAACAAAGACAGUGUUCCCAAGGAGAAAACAAUUUCUACCUCAGAUAUGCAUGACCUUGAACAAGAAAGUGACAUCACGAAUGAGUCUAACAUAAGGGAACAAGAACUUAAAAUCGAGCAGCAGAAAAAGGAAAUUGACGAUAUGCAAAUGCUUAUCAGCUUGGCAAAUGAAGAACCCCCCAAGUCAUCCGACCUUAAUGAAGGAAAUUGGCCCGUGAAUCAAAAUGUUCCGCCUCUUCAUGAAAGUACAGCUCAAUCCAACGGUGGUCAAAAAUCUGGAAAAGAAGAGAUCUCAAAUUCGCGCAAGGACCUAAAUAAACGUUCUUUCUUGAGCAAGUUAUUCCAUACGAAAAGCGGAAAGGCAAAAUCAAUGUCAAAUUUGGAUGAUCCUGCGGAGACAAAAGAAGACGAGCGAACUUUUGAGCCCGUAAUAUUCUCGGCCUCCUCGGCUCGCCCCACAAUUGAGCCCUCAAAUCUCAGUCCAGAAGAAAAAGAUGCAAAUAAAACGCGCCCUACAAGUGAACAUCUCUACGAACCAAUUUUGGGGAGCCCCAAACCAUCCCCAUUAGCGGAUCGUAAGGAUCAGCUCAAGGAGAUUGUCGAAUCGCCCACGGAAGACAAUCAAGAUUCACCACCCGGACUGCCCCUAAAGAACAAGAACAAACGCGCCAAACAUAGGUCACAAGAAGCACCUGAAGCUAUGGCUGCCAAGACUUCUAAUAGUACCUCCUUCUGGAAGUUUGGCUCCAAGAAAAACAAUGAUGAACCGGAUUUGGUGAAGAACGGGUUCCAUGACGAAGAUGACGCGGAGGAGGAUGAAGAGGAUAUGGACACCUCCUCGGCAGGGGGCAAAGACCGGAAAAGUCGCGACCGGAAGAAGAAGCCGGGUUUGGGAACCAAGAUGAAGAACUUUCGGCUCCCAUCACCUGGAGAAGUGGCAAAUGGCUACUUAAGUUCGAACUUUCAUCAAAAGAACUUCAAGCAACCGUUGGUCAGUCGUUCACGUAUGGAAGAUCAAGAUUUGCAACGGAUUCGACAACUCACUGUCGAGCGGAAUACCCCGUCUGAAUUGGCGUCGCUUUCGCACCCCUUUGACAUCCCUUUGCCUAAAUUCAGGAAAAACCGAAGCAAGAGCAACAAGCGUGACGAGAGUGAAAGUGAGGAUGGUGGGCAUGCACCCAAUCGGCUUUAUGGAACACUGCCUAGAUCUUGGAGAGAGCAAAAUCUGGUGACAGGUGUCAAAGAGAAUGUUGAUCCUAACUUGGUGAAGGAACGACAAGAGCUGGUCAAGACCAAGUCCCCAUCUGAAUUGGCACAAUUUCGAUCAAUCACGGAUUUCCCUGUUCCCUCGAAGAUUCAGAACAUUUUUUCGACCAACAAGAAGAACCCUCAACGUCAAGCUGAAAAGCGGAGACAUAGCGCCUCUAGUGUUGAAGCAACUCCAGAGGGUUGGACCAAGAGCUUGCCAAGGUCCUGGAAGGAUACUAAGCUCGUGACCAAUGUUAAGGAAUACCAACCGAAUGAUAUUGUGAAGCAAAGACAGGAAUUGGUGUCGACCAAAAAGCCUCAUGAGUUGGCUCAAAUCCAUGGCUUUUCAGAUUUCCCAGUACCAGCCCUCUUCAAACGAUCAAGAUCAAGCUCGGGCACCAGAGAUAAAGAAUCAAGGAAACGAGCGAGCAGAACCAGCAGUGUGGUAAGCAUCACUCGAUCUGUGGGUGGAACUCUCUCAAGAGGAUGGAAGGAUACCAAGUUGGUGACCAAAGUCAAGGUCGAGCCCGACUCAGACACUCUCACCAUGAGGAGGAACUUGAUUCAGGCCAAGUCCCCGGCUGAGUUGGCCCAAAUUACAUCGGUGGCAGAUUUUCCGAUUCCAACUGCACUAGAGCACUUUUGGAAAUCGGACAAACCCAAGGAAAGCGAAGGCACCGAGAAGAAAGGCACGCAUAAGAGCAUGUCGAAUUUGGAAGAUAUGUACAGUAAUCUACCUCGUGCCUUGAAAACUGAAUGCUUGGUUCGGAGUAAAAUCGAAGAUGAAGAGGUGCUAAAGAAGCGCCAAAAGCUUGUGGAAACCAUGAAACCUGGUGAACUAGCCUCCAUCACUUCUAUCUCGGAUAUUCCCAUCCCAAGUGCCUUGGAAAACAUCUUUAAGAGCUCGGACAAGCCAGAGCCUCCAGCCAGAAGAAACAAGGAUAUAGAGGAGAAGCGCAAACGAAACCGAUCCGUUGGUGCACUUUUAAGCUAUGAAGGCCUACCUGAGAGCCUCAAAGCUGAAGUUCUAGUCCGAUCCAAAGUGGAAGAAGAUCCUGAGGAAGUGAGAGUGAGGCAAGAGCUGGUCAAGAACAAAACACCAAGCCAACUAGCAUCAAUCAAUAGUUUUUCGGACUUCCCUUUGCCAAAGAUGAUUGAUACUAUGGUUAGACCCGGAAGGAGAACCCUCAAGAGCACUAAACAAAAGGAUUUGGAGAAGAAACGAAGCCAAAGCUGGGCUAGCUUACCAGAGACCAGUUCAGGAAUGUUUUCCUCCCUGAAGAGAGACUUGGAGGUCUCCAGGGUUCAAGAGCCAGAUCAAGAGACCGUUCGCAAACGUAGAGAUAUGUUGAAAAAUAAGUCGGUCUCCGAUUUGGCGCAAAUUGGCUCGUUGGCAGACUUUCCAGUACCGACAGUGUUCCAAAACAUGGUGGGCACUUCUAAGCGAGAUAAAAGCGUCGAGAAAAAUAGGAGCGAGACUCCCACGGGCAAAAAGGAAUCUCUGUACGAGAAAUUGCCCGCUUCUUUGAGGCAAGAAUGUCUGGUCCGGGUAAAAGAUGAAAACCCGGAGUUGCAGAAGAAACGCCAGGAACUCACCCGAGCCAAAUCACCCACGGAGUUAGGAAAUAUUGGAUCCCUCUCAGACAUUCCAAUUCCAUCCCCCAUUCAAAACUUGCUACACCGAAAGAGUGAGACGGGCAGCCCCAUUCCUCCUCCCCGAAGAAAGGACAGAGACGAUCACCCGAAGAGCAUGUACGAGAGAUUGCCAGAAAGUUUGAAAACGGAAGUUCUAGUCCGAUCCGUCGUUGAGGCCGAUGAGAAGGUUCUUCGCCAACGACAGGAGAUGACGAGGUCCAUGUCUCCCGCCCAAUUGAGCGAAAUUCACGGAUUUUCCGAUUUCCCAAUGCCCUCGUUCAAAAAGAAAAAGGACCAAUCUGAAGAGAGAGGAAAGAGUCAAGAGAAAGAGAACUCUACUGAGAGUGAGAGAGGAAGUGGGUUGUAUGCAACUUUGCCCAAGUCCUUGAAAUCUGAGGUCUUGGUUCGAGCCAAGAUGGAGGACCCAGAGGUGCAACGACAAAGAGCGGAAGUUGUCAAGUCGAAGAGUGUUCACGAACUCUCUCAAAUCACAUCGUUAUCCGAUAUUCCGAUGCCUGCCUUCGUCUCAAAGGGCCCUCGACCCGUGGAGCGGAAGAAAAGGUUCAGGGAAAAGCAAAGAAGCAACUCUGCCAAGAACUUGUAUGAAACCCUUCCUCGAACGCUCAGAUCCGAGCUCUUAGUCAAGCAAACGGUUCAAGAUCAGGCCCUUCUACAACAACGACGUCGAAUGGCAGGAAGUAAAAGUGUUCAAGAACUGUCCCAGAUUCACUCCUUGGGAGAGUUCCCCUUGCCGGGAUGGCUUUCCAAGAGUAAACCGGACGUCUCAGCGUCAGGCAUGGACUCAAAAAGAACAAGCAUGAGUAACUUAUCCUCUAAACAACACAUCUAUUCGACCAUGCCCAAGUCAUUGACUCAAGAGAUGCUCGUCCGUGCCGUGAUUCAAGAUCCCACGGUAAUCAAUCAACGACGAGCCUUGACUCAAUCCAAGAGUGUCUCUGAACUGGCGCAGAUCAACUCCCUCGCUGAUUUCCCAAUUCCGUCCACUCUCUCCCGGAUGAUUUCGAGGAAGAAGGACAAGAGUCGAGAUAAUGAGAGCCGAACAGAGACGAUGUCAACGGACCCUGAAUCCAAAGAGAGCGGACUCUACGCGACGUUGCCUAAAUCGUUGAAAACCGAGGUCUUGGUACGAAGCCGGAUGGAGGAUCCCGAGAUUUUGAGAUACAGACAGCAAUUGGCCCAGAGUAAAAGCGUUGGAGAAUUGGCUUCCAUUGGUGGCUUUUCCGACUUCCCCCUGCCUACCCCCAUUCAAAACUUGUUCACUGGCAAACGAAGAUCCAAACGAGAACCUUCUAAGGAACCAGAAAAAGAGCGAGAACGGAGUAACAGCUCUCGACCAGGUUCUCGCGGUCCAUCCAACGAUAUGUAUGCUUCUUUACCCCGAUCCUUGAAAACGGAGCUCCAAGUUCGUUCCAUGCAAGAAGGUGACACCCAGACACUCAAAGAGAGGCGAGCUUUGGUGGAAUCAAAAAGCCCCGCUGAGUUGGGACAAAUCCAUUCGUUCUCCGAGAUUCCUGUUCCACGUAUGGUGGAGGACUGGCUUCACAGCUCGGAGAGCAAAAAGGGAUUGGAUUCUCCGCAGAGACCAUCCAGAUCCGCUCACGAGCUGCGCGGAGGAGGUCUCUACGAAACGCUGCCCAGGUCUUUGAAGGAACCAGUUCUGGUUGGAUCCACCGUCGAAGAUCCGGACCUUGCGAGGCAAAGGGCCGAGUUGACCCGUAGUAAGAGUCCUUCCGAAUUGGCUGCCAUCCGAGGAUUGGGUGACAUUCCCAUUCCUGGCCUUUGGAGCCAUGAUUCAGGACGAACCAGGGAGAAAAAGAAGAAGGAUGUGAAAGAGCCUCCCAAAGAAUCGAACAAAAUGGGUACCCUCACCCGUCCUUGUGUGGUGAGGAGCAAGAUUGAAGACCCCGAAAUUUUGAGACAACGUCAGGAACUUCAACAGAACAAAUCCAUUCACGAGCUCUCUAAAAUCAACAAUGUCAACGAGAUUCCGCUUCCAUUUAAAAUCCCGUUGCCUGACAUUCCUUUUCCUCAACCGACCAAAAUCUUCACCCUCUUCAAAAAGAAGCCCGCUCAGGAGCCUGUAGUGGCGGCAUCUUCGGAAAUCGGAUACACCCCUUCGGCCUCACCUGUGACCAAUGCAGAUACCACAGAGGCAGAACUCCUUCGAUUCGAAACCAGCUCCAUGGACAUGGAUACGCACAGGGAGCAAGAUUUUGGAUACGAAGUCAUUGAUCGAACCCUAGCUGACGUGAACCAAUUGCAAGAUGACUUUGAAGGCGACGAUGAACUCUCCGAACGAGAGGUUCACCCCAAGGUGGGGCAAGCUCCCACCUCGCUUCGAAAAGACUUGGCCACUGCGAGACAUCAGCCGGGAUUGCAGUCCCAGAACCAACAAAGAUUGGAUGAUGACGAGCAAUUGGUGGAACAAUAUCGAGGAACACCCGAGAGAAAAGUGCCAUCCCGGAACAAAAGGCGAACUCAACCUCAUCCUGCUAGCUCACCUCGACACGAAUUUCCCCGAAGCGAAUCUCCUCCUCCUCCUCUGCCUCCCAAGAAGCCAGGUGGUCGCCGAGAAGAAAUCAUAGAUGAUUAUGAAGACGAAGAAGAUGAGGAAAUGGAAGUGGUUCCUGUCAAAGGCAUCCUGACCUUAGAAGCCAGCAAUGGGAAUCUUCAAGUGAGGAAAAAUGAAUACAAGGAAAUCUUUCCCAGUUCGUCCUCCCCUAUUCAGCCUACUAGUUCCAGAGGUAAAAUCUCUCCUCGAAUCUCAUCACCUGCAUCCCCGUCAUUCCUGACCGAGGUCGGAUAUGGAGAGUCUCCUACCCCUCCUCCAACUUUGCCUGUAAAAACUCGGGUUGGAGGAGGAGGUGGAUCUGACACUCACAACAGAACGAAAGAGAUCCAACCACACAUCAGGAUUGGCCACGAGAGUCCUCGGCUGGACUCCUAUGACGAAGUUUUCCCUGCCUCCCUGAACUUGGCUCCUACGGCUUUGAAUUUGAAAGUUCCAUUUCCAAACGAGAUCCACGAAUCUCCUGAGUGUGCCACCCUCGCCACGCUUUCCCAACCUUUGCCCGUUUUUGCUCCACGUCGACGAAAGAAGCAAGAAAGAGUCGACCACGAGGACUGUCCAGAACACGACAGGAAAGAAAACAUCCUCGUUCAGACUGAAUGCCCACCUUCCUUUGGCAUUACUAAUUCAGUUGAAGAGUGUUCCCUCCCAUCCUCGUCUUUCCUCUGUGAUUCAAGCCAAGACCAGGAAAACCCAAUACUGACGGGACUGGAAUCUGAAAGAGAGAUUGAACGAAUUACAACUGAAACUGAUUUGCUGACAACCGACGAUGACGUUGAAAGAAUUCAAUCUCGCCCUCUGCCUGCUCCACCAGCACCGAAAAGAACUCUCAAGAAAAAACCAUCUCCCAAGAAACAAGAAAGUCACCCAUUGUCACCAGAAAUGAAAGCGGCGUCAUUGGAGGAGAGCCACGAUGAAGCCUCACUGAAAGUACCAAACUCGCUUAUGAAACGAUCAGGCUCCUCUGCCUCCAACAAAUCUGCCUCCAGACUCUCCAUGAAAUCUCCGAUUCCCUCGUCUGACGCGUCCUUCCACACUGCUGUUCAAUCGUCAAUGGAUCGGACUCUGGUGGACAGCUCGGAAGUUAGAAGACGUGACAAUAUGGACGAGGAUGAAGAAACUUUGGCUGAUUCGAUUGUGGACUCCAUGCACAGUUGUGCCGACACUAUCGUGGUCUCCGACGACGACCUGACUCUAAACGAGCAAGGAGGUGACACAGAUAUGGAAGGCGACGAUGAUCCACUUUCGGAGCAUUUUCACUCAAUCCCCUUGAACACCGCAAGUGAGAGUAUGGAACAAUAUGUCCGUAGAAUGCAAGAAACACCCACUCCACCUGCAGAGGAUCCACCGUUCUCUUCUGUUUCCGGCCUGGACACCUCUUCUCGCUUUGGCGGUGAGACGCAAGAAUUAAGCCGAGAACUCUUGGAACAUGUUGGGAAUUUACGAUCCACACUUGAUCACAUGUCCUCUAAGUUAGGAACCUCGCCCCAGCCACCUCACCAGGCUUGAGGACGAGGUUCCCCGAUGAACUAAAGGAGAUCGACGUAGAGAGAGCACUGUGGGCUCCAAUCAUUGGCAUUGAUAUCAAACCAAGAUCAUGCAACUAGUUCAUUAAACAUUGUGGCCUUCAAAGGUUAAUCAAAGAAUCAAAGAUUAUUUUCUAAGAGGAAGGAAUUGCUUGUUGUACAUAAGAAAACGACCUCAGCCGACAUCGCUCUUGACGAAGCGUUAUGCCAAAAUGUCUGUACACUAUUUGAUAAAUAAAGUUCCGCAGUUUGGGUUACAAAA